Chinchilla lanigera (long-tailed chinchilla) is the source of this 5055-nucleotide messenger RNA. It is a transcript of the gene Klf3, whose product is annotated as Kruppel-like factor 3 (basic). Gene Ontology annotation, biological process: regulation of transcription by RNA polymerase II. The record is from RefSeq and is a predicted model, not a curated record. Bases 374 to 1405 code for a protein of 343 amino acids. NCBI's taxonomy places the organism in Eukaryota, Metazoa, Chordata, Mammalia, Rodentia, Chinchillidae. Gene Ontology annotation, molecular function: RNA polymerase II cis-regulatory region sequence-specific DNA binding; DNA-binding transcription factor activity, RNA polymerase II-specific. The transcript is spliced from 6 exons.
AUCUGAAGCCAUGUCCUGUUUGGACAAGUUGGACCCGCCUUGGCAACUCUCCAUGGGGUGGAGCCGAUGGGUGGAGGCAGGAAAGUAAAAUUGGGUGGCUUGUUCGCAGGGAGAGGAGAGAGGGCGGAUUGUUUGCUCACUGGAUCAUUAUAUUUCAUCUGAAACGAAAUAAUUAACUUCUCCCAUUUGCAAAACACAUUUGAUGCAAAAAUAACUAAUUUAUGAGGGGCAAAGAUUUGGAAAUACCUCGUGGAGUUUAUUUCCUUUCAGACCAACCGUAGAAGACUGAGGUAGGUGAAGCCCUUGGGAGGUAUGGAACAGGACGCAUUUCCAGGCUGAACACCAGAACACCCUAGAAGGUUUAACUAAAAGAAUGCUCAUGUUUGACCCAGUCCCUGUCAAGCAAGAGGCCAUGGACCCUGUCUCGGUGUCCUACCCAUCUAAUUAUAUGGAGUCCAUGAAGUCCAGCAAGUACGGGGUCAUUUACUCCACACCAUUGCCUGAUAAGUUCUUUCAGACCCCAGAAGGCCUGUCGCACGGAAUACAGAUGGAGCCGGUGGACCUCACGGUGAACAAGCGUGGUUCACCACCUUCUGCUGGGAAUUCUCCCUCCUCCCUGAAGUUCCCGUCCUCGCACCGGAGAUCGUCACCGGGGCUGAGCAUGCCUUCUUCUAGCCCGCCAAUUAAAAAGUACUCACCUUCCUCGCCAGGCGUCCAGCCUUUCAGCAUGCCGCUGCCCCCGGUGAUGGCAGCUGCCCUCACACGGCAUGGAAUCCGGAGCCCAGGCAUCCUGCCCGUCAUCCAGCCAGUCGUGGUUCAGCCCGUCCCCUUUAUGUACACCAGCCACCUCCAGCAGCCGCUCAUGGUCUCCUUGUCAGAGGAGAUGGAAAAUUCAAGCAGUAGCAUGCAAGUACCUGUAAUUGAAUCAUAUGAGAAGCCCAUAUUACAGAAAAAAAUUAAAAUAGAACCUGGGACCGAACCACAGAGGACAGAUUAUUACCCUGAAGAAAUGACACCCCCUUUAAUGAACUCAGUGUCCCCCCCGCAGGCGUUAUUGCAAGAGAAUCACCCUUCAGUCAUAGUGCAGCCCGGGAAGAGACCUUUACCUGUGGAAUCCCCAGAUACACAGAGGAAGCGGAGGAUACACAGAUGCGACUAUGACGGAUGCAACAAAGUAUACACUAAAAGCUCCCACCUGAAAGCACACAGAAGAACGCACACAGGAGAAAAACCCUACAAAUGUACAUGGGAAGGAUGCACAUGGAAGUUUGCUCGGUCUGAUGAACUCACAAGACAUUUCCGAAAACACACUGGAAUCAAACCUUUCCAGUGUCCAGACUGUGACCGCAGCUUCUCCCGUUCUGACCAUCUUGCCCUACAUAGGAAACGCCACAUGCUAGUCUGAAAGCCUUGGUCUCGGACUCCCCACUCUCCUGGCUCUCUCUGUCCUCCUUCCCAGUAUCUAACUCAUUUUUUACAUGUACGUUUUAAUUUUGGUUCAGCUGGUCUGAAUCUGAAUUUAUAUCAUUCAAAACUUCCAUAUGGUCAGUAGUUGAUAACUCUCUAAUCCUCCCUCUCCUUAUCACGGGUCAGACCUAAAGAAUGUGAACACUUUUUUUUUUUUUCCGGGGAUGCUAAGCAAACCCUUCUUACAGAUACAUUUAAUGUAAUGAGAACAAGGGAACAUGUCAGCUAACAUAACCAAUUGUCGGCUUCUCCAUGUAUUCCUCAAAAGAAUGUCAAAGUAAAUGUAUUAGAAAUACAGUAUCUAGCCUGCUAGUCCUUGCCAGAGACAGUCGUACCUCUCUGCACCGUGAUCCCAUUUUACGGUCAGCAGCACGAAGAAAGUAGUUCCCACUCACCAGUUAGCAAGACUCAGAGCAGGGCAUCAGGCUAGUGUAGUCACCUCUGCUAUGGUCCUUCACACAGCUUGCGUCAGAACCUGGAUUAUCACCUCAUCUAAAUCAAGACCUUUGCCCUUUGGGCCUGCAGCCCACGUGGAGGGCUUUGCCACCAUUAGGAGAUGAGCCAGAGCUGUUUCAUUAGGUGGGUGAUGAGUAGCAGUUCCAAGAGAGAUGAAUGCUGGACUUCCAUGGCUUGGAUGAGAAGCAGAGGGGCAGGGAGCAGGGGCUGCAGAGGAGGAAGCUGCUGGUGUGCACACUGUGUUAGCUACGCAGUGCCAACCAGAGCGCUUCAGUUUCCAUGCGUGCUCAGCUGUGCACAAACGUGCUGCAAAACCGAACACCCGUGGGUCACCCACAGAGAGAUCUCCAUUCCUCCAGUAUCCUUAGUAUGGACCAUCGAGCAUGGAGGGUAACAAAACCACAAAAGUAUCUGCCCAGUAGUAAAAAGUAAAAAUCUUCCGGGUAAAAGCAUGCGAUGGUCUUCCUUUUACCCAACUUGUUACAUAACUUUGCAAGCAGGGAAAUGUUGAGUGGUACUUCUAUUCCCAUACCAAGUUAAUCACAUAGCUUUUACGUGCAACCUCCGUGUGGGCUGUCAGGGGCCAGAUUGGUUGUCAUUUGUGUCUGUGGCACACGUCCUCAAUGAGCAUCUGCGAAAGCUUUAGAUUUGUCCAAGUAAGACCUGAGUAGCACUCUUUGUAAAUAGAAGUAGUUGUGAAGCACAUACACCUUUAUUUUGGGGGCAGAUUUCUGAAAAAUAUAGAACACCACAGUUCAGGGAUUUAUAUAUGUAGCGUGAAUGUUCCCAGAAGUUUACUGUUGGAAUUAGUCACUUCGCAUCACUGUCCAGUAUCCUGUCAGAAGAACAAGCUGAAAAAAAGGACUCGUGUUUAUGUUGAAGAUAAAUAACACCAUUAAUGGGGGAAGUUUUUCAAAAGCAGGCUUUUGAGCACAGUAGUCUAAAUGCCAGUAAAAAUAAUUCACACAGAGAAAUGCCACUGGUCUCAAGUUUGAAGAAAAUGGGCAGUGGUGGUCAAACAUGGAUGCAUAGAAACCAAAACCGAACACCUCUUUGUUCCUCUGUGAAGGAAGGAGGAAGCGUGAGAGAGUAACGGAAUCCUGCAGAUCCAUCCCGGCUACAACUCAGGAUCCAAUGUACCCGUAGCUGGGAGGAAUACAUGAUCUUAAACAACGAGCGAGUGACGAGGCCUGCGAGUUGUGUGGGGAGCUUGCUUUGACUGCGCUAUGCUGAAAGUGAUAGGGACUGCACAUCUGAGAGGUCCCGCUCAGCCCUGUGAACCAGCUGAAAGGAAAUGUAAGUGAGAAAUGUAAAGAAAUUUGUUAUCUUGGCACUUGGGUUUUUUUCCUUAGCACUACAAAAUGUUUCAAGACUAUUAAAAUGUGCUACUUGGGCUAUUGUUUUCUUUUGUGCAACUGUAACAUGAACCAAGGCAUAGAAAUGGCUCUUCGAAAAGCAGGUGUGGUCUGUAUUGUCAGUGCUUAGUCUCAUUCAUGCCAAAGUGUUCGUGUUGUUGAGUGAUUCUUCCAAAACACACUGAAGAAUGAGGAGGCAUGCAAGGAGUGUUUUUGUUUGGGUGAAGAUAACCAGUCUGUAUUCCAAUGCAUAUACAAGAGAAGAGGAACAGAAAAGGACUGAAUUGAUCUUGGAUUGAGCUUUGAGUCUGGAGUGCAAUUAAUAGCUUCAUGGAUUCUCAUGAAAUUUGAUGUACGCUAUGGUAUAUUUAAAUCUUGUUCAAAAGACUGUGUAUGCUACUACUAAGCUUACUUAGAUCCCGUUAACAGUUCAUUAACGAAGAUCCAUUUUAACUCGGAGAGAAGUGCAACCCAGAGACGCCAUUCUCUAUUCUUUUGCUGGUCUGAUGCUUUUUAGUUACCAAUUGGCCCUUACCAAAUUUUUCUUUUAUAUAUAUAUAUAUUUGUAUUUUACUAUGAUAGUGGAGAAAUUUAGUCGUAGUCAUUUUAGCUGUUAUUGUGGAAGACCUCAGAUAGGAGAUAACAUGCCCUGAAGUUUGUGGUUUUAAUGAUGUGCCAUGUUACUAUCAAUGGUGAUUUAAUCGCACUAUGUUAAAUUUCUCAGAAUGAUUUAUAAACAUGAAGUUGGUGUCAUAUAAAUUGUUUACUAGAGAGUUUAUUCAAUUAUUGCUCACAUGUCAUCUUGGCAAAGUCAUAAAAAUUAAAUCAGAAUCCAUCGUAUUUCAGAGUUUUGAAAUGUAAGUCUACAUCAUAAAAUGGGCAUUAACAUUCUAAAUUGGUUGGUUUGGAGAAUGUAUUUGCAGCAUAGCUAUAGUCAACUAAGGAGAUGCUAAAUACACAGCAGUUUCAAGAGCCUUGGAACAGAAUACAGAGGACCUAUAUAUGUAUAUGUAUGUUUUAUUAAACACCCAUCUGCACUAUCAGUAUUGCACUAAUAUGGAAUUUGAAAGACUAUAUUGCUGAUAUUGUAUAUCUACCCAUCAUUCCUGAUUAGAUUGUUUUAAAGACAAUCUCAAAGAUCGAAGGUUUUAAAAUAAUUUGGUUUGAAAAUACACAGUUGUCUUGAAGAAAUUGCUGUCAUACGUGAACUCAGAGUUGUCUUUAUUCUCUUCUUGGUCAAGGUUAACAAUUUCUAAAUGAUUGCAAAUUCACUUAAGUAAUACAUUUACAAAGCCAUUUUACAUGCAUUAAACGAGGGCUACAACAUGUUUUACAAAUACUAGCACUUUUUUUUUCUGUUAUGUACUUAAUGUUAGAGAGUCAAAAUAAUCUUUCUGCUUAGCAUCUCUUAAACCAUACCUGCAAGUAUAGCAGGAUUAUUACAUUUACAGUACUUUAAUACUUGUAUAAACUAUGCAGAAAUUUUUAAUAAAGUGUAAUAUAUUUUAUAAGCUAAUAAGACUGAAUGGGUAAAGGUUUUUAGCAUGCAUUAGUAUACUUGCAAAUACUGAAACAUUUUGGUAAUCUUUCUUACUAAAGAUGUGAAUGUUUAAUGUACCUUCUCUGUUUCUACUCUGUAGUCCAAUGGGAAUUGAGUAAUGACAUUUUGUCAUGUCAAACUGUGAACAUAAAUUUGUACUGUACAGUCCUCAUAUUCUAUAUACAGUAUGCAGUAUAUGUAUUAUAUACUUGUUAAUAAAACCAUCAGAAUAUGAAA